CAAUUCGAAUACUUGUUUCAUUCUCAUCUGUUUCAGUGCUGCAAGUGGUUCUAUGACUAUAUAUGUUGUUUACCUUUUGAGUAGAAUUAUUAAAAACAUAAAUUGAAAUUUAAUUUAUUAUUAUUGACACGCAAGCAUUUUAAAGCGAAAUGGUUGUUUUGGAAUCCUGUUGGUCGCCAAUCAUUUGGUCGAAUUCUGUGAAAACCGGAAGUUAUGCAGUGGCGUUGUAUACAGCGGCGGUAUCAGUGGUUUUUAUCACAUUGAUCAGUUAUAUGUUAUCGGGUGGAGAAUCAGCUCAACUGUAUUCACCACUUUUUGAAACGGAUAUUAGGUAUUCGAUGCCAGUCUAUGGAGGGAUGUUCAUAUCAUACUUUUUACUCCUUAUAAUCGCAUCGUAUUUUGUAUAUUAUGGAAUAAAAAUAAGCACACGAGGUUGGUUACUACCCUGGCUUAUUUUAGUCGGCUUCGGAAUAUUAUUCCAGUUUUGUUGGGGCCUUUGGCUUAUUGGCGGCUACUAUAUAUAUCUCGAGCAAACCUUUUCCGCUCUUCUAAAUUUUUGCUGGAUGGCUUACAAUAUUUAUUGCUGGUUGUGCGUGUUCUCACAGUACCAAUUAUUUUUGGAGAUGCAAAAUCCUAAUAUCGUUCUCUUGGAGCCAUUUUGAGGUGUUCGAAAGUCUACUUGCAGAUCUACUGUAUUCGAAUGAAACUUUAGUUGCUAAGAUGUAAAGACAUUUACAUAUCGAGUGUAAAACCUAUCACACCUUCAUGUAUAUGAAAGCAUUUAUUUAUGCUUCUAAAUGCAAAGAAGAGAAGACUUAAUAUUCCGUCCAUUUUUUAUAAAAAAUAGAUCUUUAAGAUAAAAUUAUUAUAGGCCUCAUAUAUUUCUAUUUUAAAUUUCAACUGAACGAGAUGAUAUAAAUGCUACAGCACCAUUUUUUUUUAAAUUUUAUUGCGAAGAGAUAAAUCAAUUGUCUUCAUUAAUAAAUGAUAAGCUUUCCUUAAGACGCAAACUAUUUGGUAUGCCUUAAAAUAUUUUAUUAAACAUUUUUAAUCAACAAGCA
This is a messenger RNA of Bactrocera oleae (olive fruit fly), 1061 nucleotides long. RefSeq names its product pasiflora 1 (gene pasi1). NCBI's taxonomy places the organism in Eukaryota, Metazoa, Arthropoda, Insecta, Diptera, Tephritidae. The record is from RefSeq and is a predicted model, not a curated record.